AUGGCAACAAUGGACUAUAAGGACCCGAUUCUUUCGCAUUUCCAGGAUAAGAAGGUGGUUAAUGUAUCUAAGUUAUCACAACUAAUAGACGCGCAGAAAGGGUUAGAUUAUAAGGAGAAAGGGAAGGGGGAGAGUAUGGGGAAUGGUGGGGGGGAAGAGGUGUUUCGACAGUGUGAGACGACGCUUUCUUUGUAUACCGAUCUAAUCAAACUGAAAGUGAUUUUGAAGAAGACUUGGGAUUUGCAGACGUUAGAUAAGUCUGUUAUGGUGCGUUUUGGUAUCCAAGCUAUUAAUGCUACGUGCGAGCCAAGGGACAUUAUUAAUUCGACGGAGGAAUUUUACAAAGAUAUUGCUUUUAAGACGAUUGCAAAAUGUGAUAGGAUUUCAAAGGCUUUGGAACAAUUGACUGCAGAUUCGGAUGACACAUUGCGGGUGAUUAAAGAUGUUAUGAAAGGUCAGAUACGCCAGUGCUAUAUGCAGGAUUCUCUGUGUUUGUUAUUGGAAAUGUGGUUCUUGUGCGGAAAUGUGUUGCGCGAAUUAAAGCGGAAUGUGGCAUCCUUCUUUAUGAAGGCCAAGUUACUGUUGAUCGACUAUGAGUUAGAAUGUAUUCAAUUCUCUAUUACUGGAGACGAUAGCCAAAAGGAACAGUACCAUGCACUAUCUGACACCCUAAAAUCGUAUAAAUCCUUUAUCCAGGUGCUUCUUCAGCAGUUGCAAGACGCAGAGUCAACUUCAGACCAAUCUUUGUUCGAAGACUGCCUCGGAGUCUUUCUAGAUGUGGAAAGUAUGUACCAGUCUCUAAAUAUGAGUUGGCUGUUAAACGAAAAUAGACUAUUGAAGGAAGACAUGGAUGAGUAUGAAAAAGGGCAAUUUGAGCUGGAAGAGCGCUACCAUGCAGAAAAGGCAGGUCAAUUGGUGGAUCAAAUUGUGAAUAAUGAUAUGUUUGAGGAAACUAGUAUUUCUAGUUCAACUCAAUUAGAUUCAUCGGAAGUUACAGCGGUGCCCAGUGUUGACGAUAAAAAAGCUUCAGUGGUCGAUAACUUGGCCCCACCUAUGGUCGCAAUAAGAUCUUCAGAACACUCUGAGCUAUCCGUUAACAUGGAAGACACUUCAAUAUCGAAGGAACUCCCAAACUUACUAAAAGCAUUUAAUAACGCGAAACGACUUGAAAUGGAAAUAGAAAGUGUACGGAUGAGUCCCGAAGCCAAUACUCCGUUAGGUACACCAGGUUCGCCUGUUUUGUCAGAGUCUAUGAUGAAUUAUAGUACCCCUAAUUUGCGUAAGCCUUCUAUUUCAGGAACAUUUUCAACUUCGACAUCUCCCGGAUUAAGUCCAUAUGGGAAUUCUACUUUAAAUGCCCCUACAUCACAACUGGAUGCUCUUUCUGGCAGCAGCAUCAUGGUUAAUGCACCUAAAUUGAAUAAUAAGAGUCCAAACCUUACAAGCAGUUCAAUUUUAGAAAAUCUAGUUCACAAAAGCCAGCAUUGUAACAAUUUAGAGAAUACCACUGCAACGACGAAGAUUAGAGAAGAAAUGUUAAAAGUUAUGCUCUCCAAUAACGCUCUAAAAUAUGCUAAUCAACAGAAACACAUUCACGGGUUUGGGAGUAAUGUGUUGAACAAUUUGUAUGGGAUUGGAUCUCGUAAAUGA
Molecule: messenger RNA, 1650 nt
Organism: Eremothecium cymbalariae DBVPG#7215
Lineage: Eukaryota; Fungi; Ascomycota; Saccharomycetes; Saccharomycetales; Saccharomycetaceae
Gene: MDM36
Product: Mdm36p
Exons: 1
Coding region: 1-1650 (549 amino acids)
Source: RefSeq, a predicted model, not a curated record